ACGAAGCGGGAAGCUCGGCCUGAGGAGUUCGGGGCGUCUGAGCGGAGUGGGCGGUGGCGGAGCUGCUCCUUCCCAUCCCAGAUCCUGUGGUAAGGGCGCGAGGAGGUGAAUCGUCUCCCCGCGCACUUCCAGACCCUGACCACCCUCCCUUUGCCGCCCCCCGGGCCGCCCUCCCGCCGCCAUGUCGGUUCGCCCCAUGGCCUACGAGACGCAGUUCUUCGGGUUCACCCCGCAGACUUGCAUGCUGCGCAUCUACCUGGCGUUCCAGGAUUACCUCUUCGAGAUGAUGGUGGUGGUGGAGAGCGUCAUCCUGAAGAAACUCGAGGCGCUGCCAGCCAUCCAGAUUAGCCGCUUUGAGAUCCGCAAGAGCACGGAGAAGUUCCUGCACUUCAUGAAGGCCCGCUUCGAUCAGCUCUUCGGAAAGAUGGAAGAGGUGCUCCUGCAGCUGGUGCUCAGCAUCCCCGACAACGUGCUGCUCCCCGAGGACAGGGUGCACCAGCAGUACCCCUACAGCCAGGAGGAGUUCCAAGCUCUGCAGGAUGAGAUCUCCCAGCUGCAGCAGCAGUGCAGGGCCGAGGCAGCUGCCGGGCAGGCAUUGCGUGCAGAGCUGGAGGAGCAGAGAGCCGUGCAGGCCGAGCUGGAGAAGGUUGUGCAGUGGUUUGAUGGGCUGGAGAACAUCUGCAGGGAGCACGGCACUGGCAACUUCAAAGAGAGCCUGGUGUUCCUGACACAGAACUGUAAGAAGCUGCAGGAUGUGCUGAGAGAUGUUGAAGGGAAGAGUAAAAAAAUAAAGAAACACCAACAGUUACUGUAAUGGAAAUCCCCAAAAGGCAACAGUGAACAUUGGGAUGGCGUGCUUCAAAUGAUGGGGUUUAUCUUUCCAGAAGCAUCUCUGGUGCCUUCCCCACACAGUCCUGCCAGGAUCCACACUGAGUGCUGCUGGAGAGAGCCUAGCAAACAUGGGAAUAAGGGACAGGAAAAGCCUUGGUUAUCUGGGGAAACACAGCUCUGACAGCAGUGCUUGGAAAUGAGUUCUUGGUUGGAUAACCUGACACCUUCCUGGCCUUAACGUUAAGUUCGAACAACUUUAAAAUAAACAAAGCAUUUCUGUAAGGUUAUAUGAAUACAGAGGAGAAGAGGUGGCUCGUGUUUAAGCAAGGAGUGUGCCGUGCUGCUCAGCCAGCUGACACAGAAGUCACAGGAGGAAAUCAGCAACUCAGCCACUUUCUCCUACUUCAGUUUAUGUUGAUUUAUUUUUAUUGUCCGGUGUCUUUUUUUCCUACUGACCAGUGAAGCUCAUUUUAUUAAUGCUUAUCAGACAUUGCUGCCUGAGUGCUGCGAGGCUGACUGGUGUGCUUGAGUCAUUUGAAGUCACUUAAUUAAGCUUUUUCUAUCUGUACUUUAUUCUAAACAGAUUACUGUCUGUGUGCACCUCUGCACUACUCUCAGGUUAUAACUCUCCUGUACAGGCUGAUUUUCUUGAAGUAGUAAUUAGUAAUUGGUACUUAACGAGCAUGGAUGCUUGAAAAACGUUAGCCAUUGCUGCAAUAAAAGAUGCAUCAAAAGUAUAGAGCAGGUUUAGCAAUUCGUUCUUCCAGAACUUGUGGAGAUGGGGCAUAGGAGCAGCUUAGUGACGCAGCGCCUCGGCUGUGUGCUGAUGUGUGACCUGCAGCACUCAGUGCCACUCCUGAAAGGAAGGAAAUUGCAAAUUGCUGUCUAAUGUUGGACUCUAGG
Molecule: messenger RNA, 1734 nt
Organism: Meleagris gallopavo (turkey)
Lineage: Eukaryota; Metazoa; Chordata; Aves; Galliformes; Phasianidae
Gene: MIS12
Product: MIS12 kinetochore complex component
Biological process (GO): mitotic cell cycle; mitotic sister chromatid segregation; kinetochore assembly
Cellular component (GO): nucleus; MIS12/MIND type complex; chromosome, centromeric region
Source: RefSeq, a predicted model, not a curated record